Molecule: messenger RNA, 1395 nt
Organism: Vicia faba (fava bean)
Lineage: Eukaryota; Viridiplantae; Streptophyta; Magnoliopsida; Fabales; Fabaceae
Source: the annotation of a GenBank genome assembly
AUGUCUCAGCUUCUUCAAACCCCGUUCCUCCAUUCCACCACCGUCCUCCGCCGCACUCCCACUUCACUCCACCGCACUUCAACCCCCACCAACAACCUCGUCGUCCGUGCCAAGAUCCGAGAGAUUUUCAUGCCCGCACUUAGCUCCACUAUGACCGAGGGCAAAAUCGUGUCGUGGAUCAAAUCCGAAGGCGAUAAACUCUCCAAAGGCGAUAGCGUUGUCGUCGUUGAGUCCGAUAAGGCGGACAUGGACGUCGAGACUUUCUAUGAUGGUAUACUCGCUGCUAUUGUUGUUGAAGAAGGCGGCGUCGCCGCCGUUGGAUCUCCGAUAGCAUUUCUCGCUGAAACUGAACAAGAAAUCGAACAAGCCAGGUCCAAAGCCCUCUCUUCAUCAUCUUCAUCUUCAUCACCUUCAGCAUCUCAUUCUACUCCACCACCAGCACCUUCACCUGCACCGGUAGAAUCUCAACCCAAGAAACCUGUUGCAGCGGCGGUUGUGUCUAAACAUCCUGCUUCCGAGGGAGGGAAGAGAAUAGUGGCGUCGCCUUAUGCGAAGAAACUGGCUAAGGAAUUGAAUGUGGAGUUGGGUCAAAUUGUUGGGACUGGACCUUCAGGGAGGAUUGUGGCUAAAGAUGUUGAGGCGUUUGCAGCUUCAGACAGUUCUUCUUCCGCAGGUGUUGCCGCUGCGGCCGAGCCAGCCAAGACUGCUGUUUCGGGUGUUGAAUUGGGAAGUGUGGUGCCGUUUACAACAAUGCAGAAUGCUGUGAGUAGAAACAUGGUAGAGAGUUUGGUUGUUCCCACUUUCAGAGUAGGUUACACUUUCACCACUGAUGCACUUGAUGCUCUCUAUAAGAAGAUUAAAUCAAAGGGAGUUACUAUGACUGCAUUGCUUGCCAAGGCUACAGCACUUGCGCUAGCUAAACACCCUGUUAUAAACUCUAGUUGUAGGGAUGGUAAUAGCUUUACUUACAAUAGCAGCAUCAACAUUGCAGUUGCUGUGGCUAUAGAUGGCGGACUUAUUACUCCAGUGCUUCAGGAUGCUGAUAAGGUUGAUGUCUAUUCUUUGUCAAGAAAGUGGAAGGAGUUGGUUGAUAAGGCCCGAGCUAAGCAGCUGCAGCCUCAUGAAUACACCACAGGUACUUUCACCCUUUCCAACCUGGGAAUGUUUGGCGUUGACCGCUUUGAUGCUAUUCUGCCUCCUGGAACUGGAGCAAUUAUGGCAGUUGGAUCAUCACAGCCAACUGUUGUGGCUACCAAGGAUGGACGCAUUGGCUUGAAGAACCAAAUGCAGGUCAAUGUUACGGCAGAUCAUCGAGUAAUCUACGGUUCCGAUCUAGCUCUCUUCUUGCAAACCCUGUCACAGAUCAUUGAAGACCCUAAAGAUCUUACUUUCUAG